Cyprinus carpio (common carp) is the source of this 2616-nucleotide messenger RNA. RefSeq names its product AT-rich interactive domain-containing protein 3A-like. The record is from RefSeq and is a predicted model, not a curated record. NCBI's taxonomy places the organism in Eukaryota, Metazoa, Chordata, Actinopteri, Cypriniformes, Cyprinidae. The transcript has 3 exons. Gene Ontology annotation, biological process: regulation of transcription by RNA polymerase II. The coding region runs from base 425 to 1441 and encodes 338 amino acids. Gene Ontology annotation, cellular component: nucleus. Gene Ontology annotation, molecular function: DNA binding.
UUUGAGCUCAGAUGUGUAGAUUGUUAAGCGUUCGAUGAGUUUCAAAUAAAGUUUAAAGUGCUGUAUUUGAAGAGAAGCGCGCGCAGGAAGCCGAUCGUAUUCGCUGCUCAGCUGUAUUUCUGCUGGCUUAGUGCAGCCCCUGCCCUGAUUGUCUUAUAUCCAGGUCUAUUGACGUGUAGAGAGCAGAUGGAGGCAGAGGGACUGAUCUGAUCUUUAGUCUUCAGAGGUCAUUCUCGCUACAGUUACAGCCACUUGUUGCCAGAUCGCUCAAAGACCGCGAGCGUGUCGCGACUCCGUUUCCAUAAAGAGCUAUUUCUUUGCAUUCGCGACACACAUCUAGAUGUUGAGACGGAAAUACAAGCACUUCUGACUUUGGGGAAAAAGGUCACUGUUGAGCAAAAUCGUCGCAUUUGACGGGAGAAGCAUGGUUGACAACACAAGCAUAGCGACUAAAUCUGCACUGCAAGCCGCUUUCUCGUCGGCGAGCAGUCUUCCUGUGCUGGUGUGCUCCUCCGGCGCUCACAGUCACUCGAGCGGCGGCAGCGGGAUGAAGCUGGAGGCGGUCAUGGAGAACCUGCAGCGACAGCAGGCGGCUCGACUCGCGCUGGAGGAGAAACUCCGCCAAGCCGAGAAGGAGAAAGAAAUCAGAUCAAUGGUGGAGUCGCAGAUUCACCAGCAAGCUAUCGCUUUCCGCCACUAUCAAGCAGCGGUGAGGGAAGCAUUCGCUGCGGGAGCCCCGAACUCGAGCUCCGGCCAGCCACACGAGCGCACAGCCGACUCCGACAUCGAUGAUGAUGAUGAUGAUGAGGACCCAGACCUUGACCGCGGCAUGGAUGAGGAAGACCGCGACUUGGAGGAAGAUGACAGUAUGAAUGAGGCUGGUGGGGAUGAAGAUAUGGAAGGACCCUUAGCUCAUUACCCACCGCGCCAUGCUGUUUAUCCCGGUGACGGGCAGUCUCCAAAAAGUACCCCGAUACAUCUGUCCAGAGUCCAGCCAACCUGUGCAGCUCCUAGACAGACUGAGUCCCCGAGUGAUUUGGCACCGCAAGCACAAUCACAGCACCACGAAUGGACUUAUGAGGAGCAGUUCAAACAGUCAGGCCAAGGCAGCGGGCCAGGGAGGAAGCUGAAAGAUUCGAGUGUUGCUUUCGGUGGCGGUGGCUCUUCGUCUUUGAUUCAGGAGGUCAGUAAUCACCCCACCCCCCAUUCCUCAUUUCUGCUCUCUUUCUGCUUUGUUCAAAUUGCAAUCACAGCCCCUUUUACUGGCCCCAGGCCUCCCUGUAACAACCCCUCCACCCAAACAGUAGUGACAGUCUGGAGAACUUACGCCUGUCUUGAUGAUAGCAUUAAAGUCAAAUCUUUUUUUUUCCCUAAUUGUGUGGAAUCUUUGGGGCAGUUCACGCAAAUAUUUUUUUUUUCUUAUUAUUUUCCAUACAAUUAAAAGGUCAGUAGUGUGCUGUGUGGUUCUGAACUAUUUUGGCUUUCAUUGUGAGAACAAAAAACAUUUUCAAGAUAUCUUAAAAAAGUCAUACAAGUUUUGAACAACACAAUGGUGAGUAAAUGAUGACAGCAUUUUUAUAUUUGGGUGAACUACCCCUUUUAAUGUCGUCUAAACUGCAUACUAGUGUAGUACUGUUAAAAUUCACUUCUGUAUUGAUUAGUUCUUGGCUCGAUUCAGAGGUAGAUGUAAAACACAUGCAUGAACACAAACAUUUUCUUUAAAUGGGAAAACACAUAACAUAACGUAACCUGAUUUAUAUGAGUGAAGAAUUAAUUCAGCCGCUAAGGCAUCAAUGAUCCACUUCUAACUCUAAGACAAAGUCAUUUCUGUCCUAACUCCAAAGUUUGAUACUAUCAAGGCCCAAAUUAAUCCAGUGCUGAAUUCAUGAAUAAGUGCUGCUCAUCUGACCAGCCAGUGCCCUAUAUAGUUCACAACCCACAUGCAGCAUAGAAGGCCUGCUUUGUUUUUAAUGUCCAGCAAUGAAUUCAAGGGUCAAUUAGAGCCUGAAUUCCACAGGCAUGUGACACAACAUUCCCCACCUUCAUGAAAGAAACCUCAAUUACAACAGACACUUUAAUGCAGAAGACAGCUCUGUUUUAAAGCCGUUGAUCAUUUUACUCAUUUAAGAAGGGCAAUUUCAGUACUAUUGCAAUGGAUGUCAUUUACUUCCAACUGACUUCCACACCUCCAUGCUAAAGGUUUUGCAGGUCAGUAAAAGAGACCUCUGCUUGCUGGUGCCACAGCAAACAAUUCAUAGUUUAAACAGCAUCAGACGCCUCUGGAUCCCAGGAAUUGUUUAUUUUACAGAUUUUGCCCUGUGCCCGAUUCCUUUCCUGCUGCUGCAAAGAUGAUUUAUCAGCUCUGAAGGGAACUAUGAAAUAUUUGAAAUGAAAACAAGCUUGUGUCGCAUUUUGUUCUGAGGGUUUGUUUUUUCCGUCUGGUUCAGUUGUUAAAGAAGGCUGUAACCAAAAAUAUUUCCACUCUAAAAUAAAAAGUAACACAGCCAUUAAAAUGUGGUUUGUGAAGAAUGUGAAGAAACAGAGUGGCGGGGGAUUUUUAAAUUCAUCUUAAAUAUCUGUAGUUUAGUUUUGAUGUUUUUUUUUUACUUUAUUCCU